Molecule: messenger RNA, 1752 nt
Organism: Scheffersomyces coipomensis
Lineage: Eukaryota; Fungi; Ascomycota; Pichiomycetes; Serinales; Debaryomycetaceae
Product: MutS family protein
Exons: 1
Coding region: 1-1752 (583 amino acids)
Biological process (GO): reciprocal meiotic recombination; mismatch repair
Cellular component (GO): nucleus
Molecular function (GO): ATP-dependent DNA damage sensor activity; mismatched DNA binding; ATP binding
Source: RefSeq, a predicted model, not a curated record
AUGAUCAAUACAUCAAGAUAUGGCUUCAUUACAGAAGAUAACAUAAGUCACAUAAGUAGGAGCAAAUCAGCGGUUGCAGGUACAAAAUCAAGACAAGAUGGAAGAGGUUCAACUAAAGUAAUUGGAAGUAUUUAUGUAUCAAAGUCUGAUUGCACCAAAGUUGGAAUAUGCUUUUUAGAUUACAAUACAUCAGAACUAAUAAUGAGUACUUAUCAAGAUUCUCAAACGUAUGUCAGAACAAUGCAUCAGCUUUAUGUUUAUUCUCCUACUGAACUUCUAGUAUUGGAACAUCAUUUCAAACCUGUGGAUAAGUUAGGAUUAAUAUUGCAAUCCAAUCUCCUGGAUGGUAUAAAGUUAAUCCAUCCAAAGGCAAUCUAUUAUAAUAUAUAUGAAGGAAUUGAGUAUUUAAAGAAGUUUUCAGUUGAUGUGAUUACCAAUUUAGAAGUUGAAUUUGCUGAUAAGGAAUUAUGUUUGGCAGCUGCUAAUGCUUGUAUAAAGAGUAUGAUUUUAUCUACAAGUAGUCGUGAAAUUUUGACAAGACUCAAGGUCAAGUUUCAAACUUGUGAAAAUACAAUGCUUAUCGACCAUAGAACCAUUGUUGAAUUAGAAUUGGUAGAAAAUAAGUUAGAUAAGAAAGGAAAUUCACUCUUUAAAGUAUUGAAUAAAUGUUGUACGAAAAUGGGUCAAAGAUUCUUACGUAACAAUAUUCUUCAACCUCUUACCGAUUCUAGAAGUAUAACACUUAGAUACGAAGCUGUUCAAGAAUUGAAAAGCAAUCAGCCAAUACUUACAGAAUUAAGAAAAGAAAUGAAAUCAUUGCAAAAUUUUGAUGUGUUAUUGAACUGCUUGGUGGCAGGUUAUGAUCGUAAUGAUAUUAAAAUUAAUGAUCAAAAAAUUAAUAAUGUAUUAUUAUUAAAAUCCUCUUUACUUUGUGCUGUUAGUUUAGCUACAUUUCUAACUUCCCAAGAAAGUCAUUUGCUGAAGGAAAUAUAUCAAAUAUUAUCUAGUGAUGAUAUAAAUAAAGCUCUUGAGCUAAUCAAUGAAUCUAUUAGUGAGGAUUGUUCUUGGGUAAGUGGAAGUUUAGAACUUAGAAACCAAAAAUCUUUUGCAGUUAAGAGUGGUAAAAAUGGAUUAUUGGAUAUUUCAAGACAGCUUUAUCAAAGUAUACUAAAUGAAGUAUCACAAGAAGUUCAUGAUUUAGCAGAGGAAUAUAAUAUCAAUUUAGAGUAUAGGUUUGAAUCCAAUCGCGGAUUCUUUGUUAGAGUGAAACAAUCUACUUUAGAACUACUUCCAGACAUAUUCAUAAACCGGGUACAGAAACGUAAAAUAAUCGAAUGUACUACAUUAAACCUCAUGAAGCAAAGUUCUAGAUUCAAUGACGUGAAUUUAGAGAUAACCAUCCUUAGUGAUAAAUCUAUUGAUAACCUCUAUAAAGACUUAACUGACUACACUGCUAUCUUAUUCAUGGUAUGUGAAGCAUUUGCAACUCUUGAUCUUUUGUGUUGUUUUGCAUUUAGUGCAAUGAUUUCAGACAGAAGCUACUGUGCUCCAGAAAUAUCCACUGAAUUGCAAAUCAAAAACGGCAGACAUCCAGUUUUAGAAACAGUGUUGAAAGAUAAAUUUGUUCCAAAUGAUUAUUUUGUGCUGAAAUUAACUUCCAGAUUUCAAAUAAUAACUGGAGCAAACAUGAGCGGCAAGUCUGUUUAUCUAAAGCAAUUGAGUUAUUUAAUAAUCAUGGGACAAAUGGGAUAA